Molecule: messenger RNA, 514 nt
Organism: Gymnodraco acuticeps
Lineage: Eukaryota; Metazoa; Chordata; Actinopteri; Perciformes; Bathydraconidae
Product: interleukin-17A-like
Exons: 3
Coding region: 1-420 (139 amino acids)
Cellular component (GO): extracellular region
Molecular function (GO): cytokine activity
Source: RefSeq, a predicted model, not a curated record
AUGGAACAGCUCCAGCUGCUGCGGGUCUUCCUGCUGUGCCUCGCGGCCCUGAACCAGUGUGUGGCCCUUCCGCUGGGCAGCCAGUGUGUGGAGGAGUCCUUCUGCACUUACAGCCUGCAGGACUACUACGGACAGCUGGUGAACCUGCCCAGCAACAUCAACGAGCGCAGCAUCGCCACCUGGAGCUACGUGGAGAACAUCGACCUGAACCGGGUGCCUCAGGUCAUCCAUGAGGCCAGCUGCCACAGCAGCCACUCCUGCAGGGGGCUGGACAGUGCUUUUGGUAUGGAGACCAUCCCCGUGUCCCUGAGGAUGCCCGUCCUCAGGAAGAACCCCAGCUGCUUCCCCUCAGCCAGCUACUCUCUGGAGUUUGAGCUCAUCACCAUAGCGUGUAUAUGUGCCAUCUCCAGGCAUAGCUGAGCAGGAAUGGCUGAUAGGCCUGUCACAACAAUACAUUAUCGACUUAUUGUACCCUAUAUGGACAUAGCCUCAUCAUUUUUGCCAUUUGUUUUAA